This is a messenger RNA of Haliotis rubra (blacklip abalone), 1357 nucleotides long. Its product is annotated as thioredoxin domain-containing protein 15-like. The coding region runs from base 1 to 1068 and encodes 355 amino acids. Lineage: Eukaryota; Metazoa; Mollusca; Gastropoda; Lepetellida; Haliotidae. Gene Ontology annotation, biological process: cilium assembly. The transcript has 4 exons. Gene Ontology annotation, cellular component: cilium. The record is from RefSeq and is a predicted model, not a curated record.
AUGGCGGCGCCCAUGUUGAUGUCUGCUGUCAUGUCGAGAAAAUACAUUUGCGGUGUUGUUUUAGUACAAACACUGAAAAGAAAGACAUUGAAGAUCUCUCUGAUAAAGGGAGCAGUAAGGCUGGAAAGUGUAUUUGAUUCAAUAGUUCCUCAAAAAGAAGAUGUAAAAGAUAGUACAGGUGCUAAUGAUAAUAGCCAAUCAGAAGCAAAGACACAAACUGAUGAAUCAAUCGAUGAUGAUGAUUCAACAAGUGAAGAUGGAGAAAGCAAACUUUUUUCUUUAACAAGUGUAAUCAAAACACUUCUCAAUCCAGUCAUCGGAGAGUUCCAAGUGGGAAGUGAGGAGGAGCAGGAGACAGAGAAGGUACCCGAGCCUGUGGUUAUUGAAACAGUCACUCCAAACAUCACAGCAGAAACUGCCAAUGUAACUGUCAGUGAUAACAGCACUGCCAAGAAUGAAACGGAUGGCAGUAAAAAGUACAAGUUCCAGUGCAUUGGGAGGAACAUAACCGAGAACACCACACUUGAAGUGCGACUUGUGAACAGUACCACGUUACUGGAAGUGCUCAGUUUUGACAAGAAUCGGACUACUGGUGACUGUGUUCUUGUCAUGUUUUAUGCCCCCUGGUGUCAGUUUUGUGCUAAGACAGCUCCGCACUACAACGCAUUGGCAAGAGCCUAUCCACAACUAGAGGUCUUAGCUGUAGAUGCAGUUCACUUUAGCAACCUAAAUGCCAGGUUCGGCACAGUAGCUGUCCCUAAUGUGAUGCUCUUCCACCAGUCCCGAUCUGCUGUCAGAUUCAACCACACAGAGAGAGUGUUCAAUUCAUUCAUCCAGUUCAUUAAAAAUGUCACAGGGCUGGAGCCCAACACGACUGUGAAUGUGACAGACCAGGACUUCCAGGGCCCUCUACCCAGUGUACCCACAGAGGAUCCCGACUAUCUGCUGUGGAUGGCCUGGGUGUUUGUCCUCGUCUGCAGCAGCUACAUCUUCGUCAACAGUCAUUACGGCCAGCAGUCCAUCAACAGGGUGAGGGUGCUGUGGCAGGAACAUCAGCAUAUAGAGUGAUGGACGCCAUGGAGUACAUCAGGGUUGAAUGAGACUGAUUGGCCUAUGUGGUCUACAUUGGGGUUGAAUGAGACUGAUUGGCCUAUGUGGUCUACAUUGGGGUUGAAUGAGACUGAUGGGCCUAUGUGGUCUACAUUGGGGUUGAAUGAGACUGAUGGGCCUAUGUGGUCUACAUUAGGGUUGAAUGAGACUGAUGGGCCUAUGUGAUCUACAUUGGGGUUGAAUGAGAAUGAUGGGCCUAUGUGGUCUACAUUGGGGUUGAAUGAGACUGAUGGGCCUAUGUCGUCUA